AAGAAACACGAGGGAAGGAAUUGUCAUUAUUUUUCGAAAAUCAAAUAUACGCUCGCAAAAUAUGCAAACGCGAAUGAUAAUAACGUAAUGUGCAGUCUUCAAAUACACGACGACGGCCGUUUUCGUGUUUCCAAGCUGGCAAAGUACUCAUUAUAUCAAAUUGCUGGGCAUAUAGCAUAAAGCGAAAAAAGCGUGUGCAAUUGCCUUAGUGUGCGUGCGUCGGUUUGGUCGGUUGGUGUGUUGGCCGAAAGCAGUGAAACGAAAACUGAAGAAAAAAAGAACAAAAUCCCGUAGCAAAUUGUCGCGCGGGCAACGUACGCAAAGGCGCUAUUGAAGGACGAAGAGCGGUCGCUGUACGGACGGCGGAGGCGGCGGCGGCUGCGGCAAUCAUAAGAAAAACGCGUGUAGUCGACCGGGCGGAGGAUAUUGAAGAUUGCGCAAAUGUACAACAGCUAGCUGUGAAGCGUUUGCGCGUGUAUGUGUGUAUGUGUGCUGUGUGUCUGUGCGUGUCUGCGUCCGAGUCCGCGCAACACGCCCGCCUACGCCACAAAACGGCAGCAGCCAACGGCAGCAGCAAACGAAUCGAAUGCUUUCAUUUCCUUUUCGCGCUACCGCCUCUCUCCCCAUCGCCCCCCGCUGCUGCAACUGAUUUCAUUUAACGCGCUAUCGCCUCACCCGCAACCGCAACCUCGCCCAACUUGACGUCGCCCCAUUAUCAGUUUUGAGUGUAUUGUCAAAGUGUGCGCUGCGUAAAAUCCUUCAAAAUUCCACCACAAACGCCCACCAGUGCGAGCGCCAUGCCCGUCUCGUUGGCUGUGUGCGAAACAGCAAAUGUCGUGAACGCUGCGCUGCGCGAAUCGCUUGGCAGCGGCAUCGGCGGCGGCGGCGGCUGCGUUGCGGCCGCAGCUGGCCGAUCUAGUGCCGGGUCCAGUUCUGGCUCUGCUGCUGGCGUUGAUGAGGCCAAAAUCGGCGAUAUCUCCGGCACGGACAACCUGCAGAGUCAAAUUGUGGCAAAUGCCAAGCGUGUCUUGCUGGCCAAAAUCGAGUACGAGGAGGUAGAGAAUUACCAUGAGUCGGUGUUGGCCAAGCUUAAGUCGAAAUACAUUGUCAUUAAGCCGGACAACAAUGGAGCUGCCAACUGCAAUUACAAAACAAAUGGCAACGCCGCUGGCAAGGCUGUGGGCUCCAAUGGACAUGACAAUAAUACUGUAAACGGCGGCACUGUGAAUGGCAAUCGUAAACAGACCGUGGACAGUGGACAGUCCAACCAGAAUUCCAGUGCGAAUCCAAAUGAGCUGCCCAAGCCGAAGCGUGUGCUCUAUCCGCGCGAGAACAUACGCAUCGGCUGGAAGCAGUCGGAGCGCAAAUGGCAGGUGGGCGCUGGAAUGCUGAAUGUGGGCAACACUUGUUACCUCAACUCGACGCUGCAGGCGCUCUUUCAUAUACCCGCGCUGGCCAAUUGGCUUGUCUCGGAGACGUCGCAUCUGGAGAACUGCAACAUUAGCGAGUCCUGCGGCAGCGGUGGCUGCAUCAUCUGUGCAAUGGCCAAAACGCUGCAGACAACGCAAUCCAAUCAAUCGGCGGUCCGGCCAUUUCUUAUCUACACGAAGCUCAGGCAAAUCUGCAAGCACAUGGUUGUCGGUCGACAGGAGGAUGCGCAUGAGUUCCUGCGCUUUCUGGUCGAGGCCAUGGAGAAGGCGUAUCUGAUGCGUUUUCGCAAUUUCAAAGAGCUCGAUCAGCUGGUGAAGGAGACGACGCCCAUAAGUCAAAUCUUUGGCGGCUAUCUGCGCAGCGAGGUGCGCUGCCUCAGCUGCAAUCAUGUCUCGAUUACGUUUCAACAUUUCCAAGAUCUGUUGCUGGACAUACGCAAGGCGGACACCCUGGAGGAAGCCUUCGAUGGUUACUUUUCACGCGAGCGGCUCGAGGACAUGGGCUACAAGUGCGAGGGCUGCAAGAAAAAGGUCUCCGCUACUAAACAGUUUAGUUUGGAGCGUGCUCCAAUCACGCUCUGCAUCCAGUUGAAGCGCUUCUCGAUGAUGGGCAACAAGCUGACCAAACAGAUUAGCUUCAAGCCACGCAUUGACCUCAGCCGAUUCGCAGCACGCAGCCCCACGGCUGCUGCACAGCCUUUAAGCUAUCGCCUUGUCUCGAUGGUCACACAUCUGGGCGUGUCGCAGCAUUGCGGCCAUUACACGGCCAUUGGCCUGACGGAGGCGGGCAGCUACUACAACUUCGAUGACAGCUAUGUGAGGCCCAUUGCCAUGCAGAGCGUCUGCAAUACGAAUGCCUAUAUAAUGUUUUACGAGCUGGAUGUGGCCAGCAGCAUCAACAACAACAGCAGCAGCAGCAACAGUGUUGCGCCCAAGCUGAACGGACUGCGUUUGAGCAAUGGAGCGCAUAGCCCUGCGGCAGCUACUGUGGCUGUGGCAGCCACUGCGACGUCCACAUCCGCCUCUGCUAUGUCUCCGCGCUUCAUUGGGCCACAGCUGCCGAAUGGUUAUGCCAACAGCAAUGGACAUACACUUGGUGGCGGAAAGACAACCAUCCAUUUUAAAACGACGCCACAGAAGCAGCUGCAACAGCAGCAGCAGCAAAACGGACUCCUUAUGGGAGCCAAUAAAUUUCAGGAGUCUUCGCAAUCGAAGCAUUCUCUGGCUGGGGCAUUGCAUAAGGGAGAAGCUGCUCCAAAUGCAAAUGCAAAUGCAAAUGCUAACAAAAGUUCCUGCAACAACAAUAUAACCAGCCAGCACCAGCAACAACAUAUUCUGCCAAUAUCAUCCGACGAGGAAGAGGACGAGGAUGACAGUGAUGAGGACGACGAUGAUGAUGAUGUUAAAGCCAAUACAGCGCCGCAGCUGCCCAGCAUGCCGAAAAUGUUUGAGGAUAGCGAGAGCGUUGCCCAAACUGCCAAGUUGAAGCCAAAGACGCCACUCAAGAGCCUGGUGCCGUAUGAGUCCGCCUCCGAGGAGGAGCAGGAACAGCAACAGCAACAACAGCAGCUGCUGCAAACGUCACAGCAACUGGCAGCGAAUCCGCGCAAGCGACGCAGCGGCGCCGAUUCCAGUGAAUCAGAGGAGGAGGCACCGCCUCCGCUGCCGUCAAUACUGCGCAAUGGACACGCCAAGACCAAUGGCAAUGUGUCCAACACGAGCAACAGCAGCCACAGCAAAGCCAAGUCCGCCUCAAAUGCCUCGUCGGCCAAUGUUAACAGCAGCAAACAAAAGACUGAUGCCAUAGACGAGAUAUUCAAAAGUCUAAACAACUACAAAAACAAACAUAGAAUCGCAGCAGAUGAUGAUGAGGAUGGGGAUGAAGAUGGGCAUGGGAAUGAGCUGGUGCAAACGGAGCAGGGCACAAAGAAGCUAAACAACGCAUCUUCCUCCACGGUCAGCAAGAGCAACGGCUGGCAGUCACAAAACGGCAAAGCGCCGUCAUCUCCAAAGACGCCGCCCUCGCCAGCGGUCAUUAAAUCCAAGACUGGCAUUUGGCAGAUUACGCGCACCAACGAUGACGACGAUGAGGAUGACGAGGAGGAGGAGGAUGAUGUGGAAGCCGAUGCUGAUCAGGAAGAUGACGAUGAUGAAGUGGUUGUUGUAGAAGAGCCACAAGUCAGUGUCACGCCCAAAAAUCCCAAGAAUCCAUUUGCCGCCAGCAAAGCAGCCGAAGCGAAUGCAACAAUUGCCGGAGCUAAGCGACAGAAGCUGCUCAACGGCAGCGCCAAGUCGCCGGCGACACCACGGCCCGGCAAUGGCUAUCAGAGUGAGUCCGUGGCCAACAGCAGCGCCGUUAGUGAGCUGCUGAAGCAGAACCAUCGUGGCUAUGGCACCUCUGUGCUCAGCUGGAACGGCAAGCCAUCGGAGCUGGACAAGGAGUUGCUGGCCGAGGCUCGAGAGCAGCGCAAGCGGGAUGCGGAGGAUGACGAGGAGAACGAAAUGGAUCGUGGACGUCAGCGCAAGAUCAAAUCGGCGUCUGUUAAAUGUAAUAACAGCACGCCCGGCUACAAUCCAUUCCAGGAGUUCGAGAAUCAGAAGCGCUGGCACAGCAACAAGUCCGGCACCUUUCCCCGCUUCUAUCAUCAGAAUAAUCGCCCCAAUUUUCAGCAGCGCAACAAAUUCAAAUACAAUCGAUUUGGCGGCGGUGCCAAGUUCCAACAGCAGCGUGCCUUGCAGCGCCAUCUGGCGGCCGGCGGUGGUUUUACGCGUCGUCAACAGCAGUCGACGGGCCAACAGCAGCAGCAACAACAACAGCAACAACAACAAUCCUAACUGGAUGUCGUCGCGGCCUGCUCCUCGAUCAGGGAACUUGUUGCAUUUGUUGUUGUGGUCGUCGUUGUUGGCUGGCAACGGCUGGCAAACGGGUUCGCUUGGAUUUUACACGAGUUUUGUAAACAUUUUUUAAGUGCUGAUGCAUAUAUUAGGACUAGGACAUAUAAGCUAUAAGCUAGAGCAACCUUAUACCCAACACCCUCCCCCCCACACAUACACAGAAACAAACAUUUUAAGUUUAAGUUAUAAGCGUGUUUGGCAUUUUAUUUAUUGUGUUUAUUUUUUAAUGAGAAUUUUUGAAUUCGCAUUAUGUAACCCCAAACGGACGGUAAACAUUUUCAAAAAGUGUUGCUACCCAAAAAAAAAAAAAAAAACAAAAAGAAAAAAAAGUAUGAAAACAUGCCUAAAAACCAAACUAAACGAAAAGAAAGAAACACGUAACAAAUAGAUGCAAACCUUAUAAGAACUACAAAUAAAGUAACAGAAACAAUAUUUUUAAGAAACUAACAACAAACAAAAUCUGUACAUAUUAUAUAUUUAACUAUGAGAGUGUAGAUUAAAAGUCGGUCUAAGUUAAGUUGGCGUACGAAACGGAUAUUUCAUUUGAGCGCCAGUUUUAUUAUUUAUAGCAUUAGCGGCAAUAACCGAUUGCUAGUGUUAAUAUAACCCAAAAAAAAAAAACAAACAAAAACAAAAACAAAUAAAACAUGUUGGAAUAUGAUACAAAAACAACAAACAAAAAAUAUACAUAGAAUAUAUAUAUGGCAUAUAAGCAUUAGUUGAAUAUGUGCAAGAAAAAAAGAAAAAACGGCCGGCGCCGGCGUAUUAGCGAAAUUAUAUUAUACAGUUUAUUUCGAUCAAAUUAGUGUAAUAGUGAAUAAACCGUAAAACCACAAAGAA
Molecule: messenger RNA, 5165 nt
Organism: Drosophila novamexicana
Lineage: Eukaryota; Metazoa; Arthropoda; Insecta; Diptera; Drosophilidae
Gene: scny
Product: ubiquitin carboxyl-terminal hydrolase 36
Exons: 4
Coding region: 798-4265 (1155 amino acids)
Biological process (GO): regulation of apoptotic process; protein deubiquitination
Cellular component (GO): nucleus; cytosol
Molecular function (GO): cysteine-type deubiquitinase activity; cysteine-type endopeptidase activity
Source: RefSeq, a predicted model, not a curated record